CCAGCGCCUGUUCAUCUCUGCCCGAGAUGCUCUCUCUCUCCUGCUCAUGUGCAGGCAAUGCAGCACGCAUCGCUCAUCCUAAGCAUUCUUUUCUCUAUCUGUCUGCACUCCGUAUCACCCGACAACGACUCCCUCCCUCUCAUGCUCGGUAUGCAUCCACCGCCGCCGCCACAAAGCCAGCAAACCGUAGCGAAUCUUCGCUUGCGGAAGUCAAUAUUCCUGGGCUGGAGAAGAGUGACAUUGACCGCCUUACACGACAACGGAAUAUCGGCGUCUCAGCUCAUAUUGAUUCAGGCAAGACGACCUUGACCGAGCGGGUGCUCUUUUACACAGGUCGUAUACGAGAGAUUCAUGAGGUCAGAGGAAAGGAUCAAGUGGGAGCCAAGAUGGACUCGAUGGACCUUGAGAGAGAGAAGGGAAUUACCAUCCAGUCUGCAGCAACGUACUGCGAUUGGGAGGCCACACCGGCAACUGGAGGACCAGCCCAGAGCUACAGUAUCAACAUCAUUGAUACCCCCGGCCAUGUGGACUUCACUAUCGAAGUGGAAAGGGCACUUCGUGUCCUCGACGGCGCAAUCCUGGUGCUCUGUGCAGUGGCAGGCGUACAAAGUCAGACAAUCACGGUAGACCGGCAGAUGAAGCGAUACAAUGUUCCUCGCAUUUCCUUUGUGAACAAGAUGGAUCGGGCUGGCGCAAACCCCUUCCGGAUUAUUCACCAAAUUAGGACAAAGCUGCGAUUGGCGGGAGCUGCUGUACAGAUCCCGAUAGGAGUGGAAGAUGAAUUCAAGGGUGUGGUCGAUCUUGUUCGGAUGAAAGCUAUAUACAAUGAGGGUUCUAAAGGUAUCAGUAUCGUUGAAUCGGAUGAGAUCCCCGCCGAUCUGGUCGACCUCGCGCACGAGAAAAGACACGAGCUGAUCGAGCAGCUUGCUGAAGUAGACGACGAGAUCGCGGACCUUUUCUUGUCCGAGGCUGAGGUCCCGCUCCCCACGCUAGUGGCUGCCAUCCGGCGGGCGACCAUCACGUGCAAGUUCACACCUGUGUUUGUUGGCUCCGCGAUCAAGAACACCGGUAUACAGCCCCUUUUAGACGGAGUGUGCGAGUACCUGCCUACGCCAAACGAGGCGCCGGUCACCGCUAUUGACACCGAACGUGAAAGCGAGGGUUUCAGCUCUAAAGAGGUCCCUCUGAUCCCCGCGGCGAAGGCACCUAUGGUAGCACUGGCGUUCAAGCUCGAGGAAGGGCGUUUCGGCCAGCUCACAUACAUUCGCAUGUACCAGGGGAGCUUGAAAAAAGGCCAGAUUAUUUGGAAUGUUAGAACGGGCAAGAAGGUCAAGGUUCCGAGAUUGGUGCGCAUGCAUAGCAACGACAUGGAGGAUAUCGAGGAGAUUGGGCCAGGCGAAAUCUGCGCUAUCUUCGGUGUAGAUUGCGCAUCUGGAGAUACUUUCACCGAUGGUACGACUCAGUACUCAAUGACAUCCAUGUUUGUUCCCGAGCCAGUGGUCUCUCUGGCCAUCAAAACAGUUGGACAAGAGACCCCCAACUUCUCUCGUGCUUUGAAUCGCUUUACGAGAGAAGACCCAACUUUCCGGGUGCACAUCGACAACGAGUCUAAGGAGACCAUCAUCUCGGGGAUGGGUGAACUGCAUCUGGAGAUCUAUGUUGAGCGGAUGAAACGCGAAUACAACACUCCAUGUACCACUGGAAAGCCUCGUGUCGCGUAUCGUGAGACAAUCACAAAGCGGGCAAACUUCAGCUACACGCACAAGAAACAGACGGGGGGUGCCGGUCAGUUCGGUCGUGUCAUCGGCUACCUUGAGCCCUUUCCAUUCGAUCCACAGUCCGGGAAGGACCACGAGUUCGUGGACAACGUGCGUGGUGGUACAGUUCCAGAACAGUAUAUCCCUGCUGUAGAGAAGGGUUUCCUAGACGGCAUGUCGCGGGGCACGCUCAUUGGAGCACCGUGCACUAGCAUCAAGUUUGUGCUGGAGGACGGUCUUGCCCAUAUCGUUGAUUCCUCCGAACUUGCUUUCCGCCUAACGGCUCUCGGCGCAUUCCGAGAGGCAUUCAAGCAAGCAGAGCCAGUUGUCAUGGAACCUAUUAUGACUGUGGAGAUCGUCGCACCGGUGGAGUUCCAGGGUGCGGUCAUUGCCGGUCUAAAUCAGCGGAAAGCCACGAUCGUGGACACCGAUGUACGGGAAGACGAAUUCACUGUGUCGUGUGAUAUUCCCUUGAGCGACAUGUUCGGCUAUUCCGGCCAGCUUCGGGGCAUGACUCAAGGCAAAGGUGAAUUCUCAAUGGAGUACAAGACGCACCUGCCGGUCAUGCCGAACAUCCAGAAAGAUAUGGUGGAGGCGUACAAGAAGAAGAUUGGCCAGAAGAGCUAGUAAAACAGCUAUUUACAGGACAAGAAAGGCUCCAUCCGCCCCACCUCCAUCCCGCACGCUUCGUCGAGCCUCUGUAGACUACAAGGCGUAU
This is a messenger RNA of Dacryopinax primogenitus, 2475 nucleotides long. RefSeq names its product elongation factor G mitochondrial. Gene Ontology annotation, biological process: mitochondrial translational elongation. The coding region runs from base 27 to 2384 and encodes 785 amino acids. The record is from RefSeq and is a predicted model, not a curated record. Gene Ontology annotation, molecular function: translation elongation factor activity; GTP binding; GTPase activity. Lineage: Eukaryota; Fungi; Basidiomycota; Dacrymycetes; Dacrymycetales; Dacrymycetaceae. The transcript is spliced from 8 exons. Gene Ontology annotation, cellular component: mitochondrion.